ACUCUAUUUCACUCUAGAUGAGAUGAUUUUCAGAUCUACUAAUAACUAUUCAUAACUUUCCCUAACUAAUCUCUACAUCUUCAAGUUUUGUAUACUUCGUUGCUAAAGGAAGUAACAACUAUGGUUAUCCCGAUGAUCGCAGACUUGGAUCGAUUAUAUGAACUCAUGGAUUCUACUCACCAAAAUUCAUCUCGACUUAGGUCUUUAAGAGAGGAGCUUAAGAAUCUGAACAGAGAAAUAGAAGAAGCUGAAAGACUGAGGUUGAAAAGGAGGAAUCAGAGAAAGAGGUUGAUACGGUCGAAUACUGGAAGAAGAAGGCGUCACGCUUGGAGAAAUCACUGGAGGAGAGUAGAGAGAGCAAGCUGAGAUUGGUUGAGUGUUUGAAGAUUAUGGAGACUCUCAAAACAGGUGAAGGGUUCUCGAGUUUCAUACUAGAGCACUCACCUUUUUUCAUGGGACAUCAGGAUCAAGAUUUACGGUACAAUGUUCAUAUUCAACCAGUUUUUUGGUUUGAAGGAGGAGGACGUUCUUGGGAAAACAGACUGAGAUUUUCAAUGGCAAUGGGGUUAAAGAGUUUGAAGACUUCAAGAGAGAGGUUCUUGAUAAGGGAAAAGCUUCAAAGAGAGAGAUCACAUUUGAGACUGAUUUAUUCGGUUCAAAGACGUUUCUGAUCUUUGUUGAGGCUGUUUACAGUAAAACUGGCAAGAAAAUGGGCAUAAAUUACAUUGGGAUGGAAGUAACUGAUCAGGUAAGGAAGAGGGAAAAGAUGGCAAAACUUGGAGAAGAUAUUGCAGUGAGAAAGGCAAUGGAAUCAGAACUUAAGAAGACCAUUCACAUUACAGAGGAGAUGAUGAAUGCAAAGAAGAUGCUAGCCAGAAUGCCUGGUGAGAUAAGAUCACCAUUGUUGAGGAUUGUCAGACUGGCUGAGAGAUUUUCUUCCAUCACAAAACUUGAUGAAGAGGAAAGACGUUUGUUGAAUGAAAUGAUAUCGUCUGCCGGUUUAGCACUUGAGAGAAUAAACGAGUUUCUUGAUCUCUCUGAGGUUGAAUCAGGAACUUUAGUCAUGACUGAAACAAUGGUUGAGAUCUCAGAAGAUGACAAGAGAUUGACAAAGCUCUGUUCUCUAAAGAAGAAGGCAAUAAAUGCGACGAACAAGUUUAAGCACUCAAUGACCAAGAGAGGUCGAAGGCAUAGCCGUGUGAGGUGCGUCUCAAUCGUCGACGAAAUCGAUACAGAGGAGUUGCGACAGGUUGAUGCUUUCCGUCAAGCUCUUAUAUUAGAGGAGCUGCUUCCUUCGAAACACGAUGAUCAUCACAUGAUGCUUAGGUUCUUGAGGGAGAAGUUCGAUAUCGAAAAGGCCAAGCAAAUGUGGUCCGAUAUGCUUAACUGGAGGAAAGACUAUGGCGCAGACACCAUCAUGGAGGACUUUGAUUUUCAAGAGAUCGAUGAAGUGGUUAAGUAUUAUCCACAAGGGUAUCAUGGUGUUGACAAGGAAGGAAGACCUGUCUACAUCGAGAGGCUAGGCCAAGUUGAUGCCACGAAGCUGAUGAAAGUGACCACAAUCGAUAGGUACGUGAAGUACCACGUGAAAGAGUUUGAGAAGACUUUCAACGUCAAGUUCCCUGCUUGUUCUAUUGCUGCUAAGAGACACAUUGAUCAAAGCACAACGAUCUUGGAUGUUCAAGGCGUGGGGCUUAAUAAUUUCAACAAAGCUGCAAAGGAUCUUCUCCAGAGUAUUCAGAAAAUCGACAACGAUAACUACCCUGAGACUCUGAACCGUAUGUUCAUCAUCAAUGCUGGUUAUGGGUUUAGGCUUGUGUGGAAUGGAGUGAAAUCUUUCCUUGACCCAAAAACUACCGCCAAGAUUCAUGUUCUUGGUAACAAAUACCAAAGCAAACUGCUGGAGAUCAUUGACGCCAAUGAACUGCCUGAGUUCUUGGGUGGUAAGUGCACAUGCGCAGACAAAGGUGGAUGUAUGCGUUCAGACAAAGGUCCAUGGAACGACCCCGACAUCUUCAAGUUGGUUCAGAACGGUGAAGGUAGAUGCCCGAGGAAGAGCUUGUCAGGGAUCGAGGAAAAGACCAUUACAGUCUCUAUGAACGUAACAGAGAAACGCGAACCAUUCGAACCAGAAGAGACUUACAAGAAGAACUCUGCUGCGGAGGAGAAUGAGAAGUUCAUCGACAAGACCGUGGAUAUUGGUGCUUAUCAUCCUACAGAGCUUCAAAAGGCCAAGAAUAUUGUUGUUCCCGACGAGCCUAAAGAUUUGUUGCAACCGGCUGUGGUGGAGAGGAAAGGGUACUUAUACGGUGGAGUGAUGGCGUUGCUGAUGGGGAUAGUGGGAGUGAUGAGGCUAAGCAAGAACACGCCGAGGAAGCUCACAGCGGCGUAUGUUGUGUACCCGGAGGGAGUGACGGUAAUGCCGACGCAGGAGUAUAUGGCGAUGGUCAAGAAGAUGACGGAUCUCGAGGAGAAAUGCAAAUCCAUGGAUGCUGCUCAGGCUGCUAUUUCUAUGGAGAGGGAGAAGGUUCUUGACGCUGCGCUUCGUCGUGUUGAACAGCUCGAGCUUCAGUUGUCUGAAACCAAGAAGGCGCUAGACGAGACGAUGACGAGGCAACAUGAGAUAAUGGCUUACAUCGAGAAGAAAAAGAAGAAGAAGAGAAAGUUCUGUUUUUUCUGAAAGACUCCUUCAGCCUCCUAAACUACAUUUCCGUUUUCUACAAAAUGGAUUACUGGAGAAGAUAUAUAUAUAAUGACGAAGUCUUGAUUUGCAUUGUUGUUGUUCAAAGAGACUCCAAUCUCCCUUUUUGUGUAAUUGUUUCUCUUUAAAAAUUAAUAAUAUUUUUUCUUGUUAAACUUAUAAUAUUUUUUCAAAAAAAAUAAACUUAUAAAAACCAACUUGUCAUCUUCA
Messenger RNA from Raphanus sativus (radish), 2911 nucleotides. RefSeq names its product phosphatidylinositol/phosphatidylcholine transfer protein SFH2-like. NCBI's taxonomy places the organism in Eukaryota, Viridiplantae, Streptophyta, Magnoliopsida, Brassicales, Brassicaceae. Gene Ontology annotation, molecular function: phosphorelay sensor kinase activity. The record is from RefSeq and is a predicted model, not a curated record. Gene Ontology annotation, biological process: signal transduction.